Molecule: messenger RNA, 222 nt
Organism: Brugia pahangi
Lineage: Eukaryota; Metazoa; Nematoda; Chromadorea; Rhabditida; Onchocercidae
Source: the annotation of a GenBank genome assembly
AUGCAUAAGCAGAAUGGUUUCUGCGCCCGUUGUGGGCAUUAUCUUCUGCUGCCACCCGACUUUACGGCUGAGCAGAAGACUGCAGCCAUGGAACUGCAUGCCCUUGACUGGUGCCCAAGGGCAUGCGCAGCGGUAAUGAAAGAACGACAGGUGAAACGCCGCCGUUUGAAUCUUGUGGGGAGAGAAGAGGACACCCACCACCUCUUCGUUCCAGGCCAAUAA